Molecule: messenger RNA, 780 nt
Organism: Cynara cardunculus var. scolymus (artichoke)
Lineage: Eukaryota; Viridiplantae; Streptophyta; Magnoliopsida; Asterales; Asteraceae
Product: V-type proton ATPase subunit D-like
Exons: 1
Coding region: 1-780 (259 amino acids)
Cellular component (GO): proton-transporting V-type ATPase complex; vacuolar membrane
Molecular function (GO): proton-transporting ATPase activity, rotational mechanism
Source: RefSeq, a predicted model, not a curated record
AUGUCCGGCCAAAGCCAACGUUUGAAUGUUGUUCCAACUGUUACAAUGCUUGCAGUAGUGAAAUCUCGCCUCACUGGUGCCACUAGAGGCCAUGCUCUUUUAAAGAAGAAAAGUGAUGCUCUGACUGUGCAGUUCCGCCAAAUUCUCAGGAAGAUUGUCUCAACUAAGGAAUCAAUGGGAACAGUUAUGAAAUCUUCUUCCUUUGCACUAACUGAGGCCAAGUAUGUUGCCGGUGAGAACAUCAAGCAUGUUGUCCUAGAAAAUGUCCAGAGUGCCUCUGUUAGAGUUCGAUCACGCCAAGAUAACGUCGCAGGCGUUAAGCUACCCAAGUUUGAGUAUUUCACAGAAGGUGAGAUGACAAAAAAUGACCUGACUGGACUGGCCAGAGGAGGUCAACAGGUACAAGGCUGCCGUACUGCCUAUUUGAAAGCCAUUGAGGUUCUUGUUGAUCUUGCAUCUCUCCAGACAUCAUUUCUAACACUUGAUGGAGCAAUCAAGACCACAAAUCGUAGGGUCAACGCCUUGGAGAAUGUUGUGAAGCCAAGAUUAGAAAACACGGUGAUUUACAUCAAGGGAGAACUGGAUGAGCUGGAAAGGGAGGAUUUCUUUAGACUAAAGAAGAUACAAGCUUACAAAAAGAGAGAGAUUGAAAAGCAGCAAGAAGCUGCUAAGAAGUUUGAUGUUGCUAGUGAAGUUUCUUCAAAGAAAGGGGCACCACUUUCGUCAUCCAAUAGUUUGGUAUCUGGAAGUCAACAGAAAGAUGAAGACAUAAUUUUCUAA